Molecule: messenger RNA, 1426 nt
Organism: Pieris rapae (cabbage white)
Lineage: Eukaryota; Metazoa; Arthropoda; Insecta; Lepidoptera; Pieridae
Gene: Arp1
Product: alpha-centractin
Exons: 9
Coding region: 128-1258 (376 amino acids)
Source: RefSeq, a predicted model, not a curated record
AGUAAAAGACUACUCUCUCACUACAGUGAUGUCAUUUUUCUAUUCACUGAGUGCAAGUGUAAUAAUUAUUAAAAAUAUUUAAUACUCAUAACUAAACUUUACAAAAUUUAUACUCCAUUAAGAAAACAUGGAGCUAAAUGAUGUUAUUUUUAACCAGCCCGUCGUAAUAGAUAACGGUUCUGGUGUAAUUAAAGCAGGUUUCGCUGGUGAUCAAAUACCGAAAUGCAGGUUUCCAAACUAUAUUGGCCGGCCAAAACAUAUCAGAGUGAUGGCCGGUGCAUUAGAAGGAGAGUUGUUUGUUGGUCCCCGAGCUGAGGAACACAGAGGUCUAUUGAGCAUUAAAUACCCAAUGGAACAUGGUAUUGUUACAGAUUGGAAUGAUAUGGAGAGAGUGUGGAAUUAUAUUUACAGCAAGGACCAACUAUCAACCUUCUCAGAAGAGCAUCCAGUGUUACUUACAGAAGCACCAUUAAAUCCUAGACGGAACAGAGAAAAGGCAGCAGAAGUUUUCUUUGAAACAUUUAAUGUGCCUGCACUCUUCCUUUCAAUGCAAGCUGUACUUAGUUUAUAUGCAACUGGGCGUACAACAGGUGUGGUACUCGACUCAGGAGAUGGUGUGACCCAUUCGGUACCAAUAUAUGAAGGCUUUGCAAUGCCUCAUAGUAUUAUGAGAGUAGAUGUUGCCGGACGGGAUGUAACGAGAUAUCUUAGGUUGCUCUUGCGCAAGGAGGGCGUGAAUCUCCGAACUUCAGCCGAACUGGAAAUCGUUAAGUCGAUCAAAGAGAGGGCUUGCUAUCUCUCACCCAAUCCGUUGAAGGAAGAAACCAUGGAUUCGGAGCGGGCACAGUACACUCUACCAGAUGGCACACAGUUGGAGAUUGGCCCCGCAAGGUUCAGAGCACCGGAAGUGUUGUUUAGACCGGAUCUCAUCGGAGAGGAAUGCGAAGGUCUUCACGAAGUACUUAUGUUUGCAAUUCAAAAGUCUGAUAUGGAUUUACGCAAGGUUCUAUAUCAGAAUAUAGUGCUUAGUGGUGGUUCCACGUUAUUCCGAGGGUUUGGGGAUCGAUUAUUGGCCGAAAUACGGCGGCUGGCACCUAAGGAUAUGAAGAUAAGGAUCUCAGCACCCCAAGAGCGUCUAUAUUCAACAUGGAUCGGGGGUUCGAUUCUCGCUUCACUCGACACGUUCAGAAAGAUGUGGGUCUCGAAACGGGAGUAUGAUGAAGAGGGCCACCGUGCUGUGCACCGCAAGACAUUCUAGAUAUUGCUUGAAAAUAUCGUACAUAUGUGAUGUUUGACGUCAAAAGUCGUAAAACUCCCAAAUUCUUUAAUGAACAACAUAAAUAAAAUGGUUUUUGAUAUCAAAAUCACACUUGUAUUAGUGCGAUAUCAUGUACGCUAUAUGUAUAUAAGUAAAAGAUCGAAUUAU